This is a messenger RNA of Metarhizium acridum CQMa 102, 288 nucleotides long. RefSeq lists its product as uncharacterized. The record is from RefSeq and is a predicted model, not a curated record. Lineage: Eukaryota; Fungi; Ascomycota; Sordariomycetes; Hypocreales; Clavicipitaceae.
AUGUCCAGCCAGGAGUACUACCAGGGCCAGCAGGGUGGCUAUCCCGCCCAUCCUCAGCCCAGCUACGGCCCGCCCCAGGGUCAAUACGGUCCUCCCCAGGGACAGUACUAUGGUCCUCCUCAGGGCCAGCCUCCCAUGCAGUACCAGCAGGCUCCUCCCCAGGAAUCUCGUGGCCGACGCGGUGGCAGCAACAACUGCUUAAUGGCCUGUCUCGCAGCUCUUUGCUGCUGCUGUGCUGUCGAAGAGGGUUGCGAGUGCUGCAUCGACUGCUGCGAGUGCCUCCUGUAA